Molecule: messenger RNA, 1504 nt
Organism: Lineus longissimus
Lineage: Eukaryota; Metazoa; Nemertea; Pilidiophora; Heteronemertea; Lineidae
Product: G-protein coupled receptor 157-like
Exons: 4
Coding region: 331-1431 (366 amino acids)
Biological process (GO): adenylate cyclase-activating G protein-coupled receptor signaling pathway; cell surface receptor signaling pathway
Cellular component (GO): plasma membrane
Molecular function (GO): G protein-coupled receptor activity
Source: RefSeq, a predicted model, not a curated record
GCAUACUUUUCUAACAUUUUAUUUCCUUGCGGACCAAUAUUUCAUACAGCCUGUCCGUUCUGAUCUAUGUAUUUCGUUUUCGACCUCAACUGGACGUUUUUUCAUGGAUUACCCGGCCCGAAAUAUGUAUGUGCACUAAAAGUGUGAACGGCUAUCACUUUCACUUUACGACUUUGACAGAGAAGUUUCUGACACCUGGGAAUUAGUCAUACCGCGGCACCGAGUCAAGGUUUUUAGUCGGCGGAGCAGUAAGACUACUGAUGGGAGAAGAUAAGUCCAGAAUCUGACGGAAUACAAAAAGUGCUAGCACUUGGGGUUAAUCUCUUAGCCAUGGAAGACGUCACACGACUUUCGUUAUUCGCGGCGACAAAUGUCUCUCCCAUCAGCAACUCGACCAUCAUCAUCACACCUCUGAAUUAUGCCUACCUAACCCUUACAUGUCUCAUGUCUACCCUGUCCGCGUUGGGGACUCUCCUCAUCAUAUGGACAUAUUUCCUGUACCCACAAACACAUAACACUUGUCGGAGAAUGCUGGUUCAUCUGAGUAUCGCCGAUUUCCUCAUGGCCGUUGGGAACUUCUUAGGCGUGCCAGAGGCACUGGACAUGACUCGGAUAUCACUCGGAUACCAGACGUCCAUAAUCUGCGUCAUCUCUGGAACUAUUGCGACAAUCUCGUCCAUCAGUUCCUUUCUGUGGACAAGCGUGAUAGCUGUGUAUCUGUAUAUUUGCAUUGUCCAGUCGAGGAGUCGCCUACUGGGGACGAAGACGCUGGUCGCAACUUACAUCACGUGCUGGCUUGUUCCAGUUAUAGUCGCCAUCCUUGCCAACAUCUACCAUGUUUUUGGCUACGAUCCGUCGCUACACCACAUGAGUUCUUGUUGGAUAUCCAGUGCGGUACCAGAUCAGCUCAUGUGGCAGUUCCUGACCGGCAAAGCUUGGGAAAUUGUCGCCUACUUUGUCACCGGCAUCUUUUAUGCGUUGGUCAAGUAUCAUGUCUAUAAGGAGAUGAGAUAUGCAUAUAAUCUCGGAUCCCAGAGUAUGCAGGCCAUUUAUCGAGUCAACCGCAAGAUGACUUUUGUGCCCCUCGUGUUCAUCCUGCUUAGGAUCUGGGGGACAAUACGCUUCCUCAUCGGAGUGGUGGACCACAGUUACGCAAGUUCUCCCGCAUCUACUUGGAUUGUCGUUAUGCAGGGUUUCGGAGACAGCUCACAGGGAUUUGCAAACUGCGUCCUCUUUUGCUUCUGUUCACCCAAACUCCGCCAGCUCAUGCUGACAUCCUUCAGGAAGUGGACUACAGGUUUUACCUCGAGGAAGGAUAGGACAAAGAUUACCUCCACUAUGGCUUGUUCAGCUAAGACUGUCAUCAACACUGGAACAAACGAAAGGGCUCCACUACUCCAGGAUAAAAACAUUUCGUCAUCAAACACCUAGUCAUGUGAUGUAGGUCACUGGAGAUGUUUCUAGCAGGAGUUAUCCGUGUGUUUCACUGGUUAUGUCCAUCAUU